Molecule: messenger RNA, 581 nt
Organism: Suillus fuscotomentosus
Lineage: Eukaryota; Fungi; Basidiomycota; Agaricomycetes; Boletales; Suillaceae
Exons: 1
Coding region: 60-425 (121 amino acids)
Molecular function (GO): nucleic acid binding
Source: RefSeq, a predicted model, not a curated record
AGGCCAGUGACUUGCAUCGUCUGUUCUAUCCUUUCGGUCCCAUCAAGGAGGUGAAGCUCAUGGAUUCUGCUAUGCUCGGCAAUGGAACCACAACCGCUCUAGUCGAAUACGUGAAUCUCUUCGAUGCUCAGGAAGCCAAAGACGCACUUCAACGACAGUUCUUUGGGACCUCACGCCUGGAAGUCCAAUUCAUCCAAGACAAUAUCUAUCCGGUUAAUUCUACUGCUGCUGCGUAUGCCCAGUCUCCCAUGCUACCGAAAACAUCUGAUGCCGGCCUUAAUCCUUGUACUGCUCCUUUCGUCUUUGGAUCCCGCCACUUGCCACCCUUGGCUUCUGGUCUUAGUGCCGUUGCGCACGAUUCAUUUGUCAACGACCUCAAUCUUGCCAAUAGACUGUCUCUACAUUUGCUAACUCCAGCCGAGUAGACCCUCUGCUCGCAGCUCUGAAUCUUACCCAAACCUUAUCUUGUCAUCAAGGAGACCUUCGUCCGGGAGUACGCUUGUCGUGGAGGUAAGCUUCACCGCAGGGAAGUACGGGAUCCCGUCAAGAUUGAUGUGAACAAGGCGAGUCGAGUUUGGGAC